UCUUUCGCUCGCUUGGCUGGCCACUCCAGGCAUGGGAAGGGAGGACGAGUCUCUCUGCACAGUUGCCGAGCGGCCAGCCGAGUGGAAAGAGAGCGGCACUCCUGGCACAAUUGGAAGGAUGAGCAGGACUGGCAUCGCAGUGGGAUGAAUGAGUUGACGGUCCGGCCCCAGGCCAGACCCUCGUUAAGUCCAGGAAUACGAAUACCACCAUCUCUACUUAAAACUAUAGCAGUAAGGGUUGUUCUUUCCAAAGAGCAAUAAAUCACCUUUCAUUACAUGAAAAUUGUAGUGUGUUGGUGUAUUUCUUAAACAUGGUUUAUGACAGGGAUGGGGAAUCAUUGGCUUGGGAUAGAUUCCAUGUCUUCUCCUCCCCCCCCCCCAGCGAUAGCCUUUUUUUUCCCUUAUAAAAAAUAAACUGGAAAAAGUGAGAGUGUGUCAUUUCAUAUUUUUGGACUGCAACUCCCCAAGAAUUUCCAGGCAGAAUUCUAGGAGUUCCUGCCGGCACUCUCCUGGAACAGGAACUACCUUGGAGGCUACAGAGGCAUGUGUUUCUUGCUUUCAAUAAACAACAACAGAAACCUGUUCUAGUGUUUCCUGGGAGACAACAACUUCCUGCAUCCUCCAGACCAAAAGGGCCUGGUCUCCUGAUCCAGUGAUGGUGGGAAGGGCAAUAUCGACCAGAUGCAGCAGAUGCUGGGAGUUGUAGUGCCACUGCUCAUUAGGCUCUUUGGAGGACGCUUCCCAAAGAACUACAGCUAUCAGGAAGCACUGCACAGGAAGUGGGGGUGAAAAGAGAUGAGGCCACAAUGGAGCUUCUUGAAGAAGAUCUUACAUGCCCCAUCUGCUGCAGUUUAUUUGAUGAUCCACGAGCACUACCCUGUUCACAGAACUUCUGUAAGAAAUGUUUGGAAGGAAUCUUGGAGGGAAAUGCCCGGAACACAAUUUGGAGACAGUGUCUUUUCAAAUGCCCUACAUGUCGGAAAGAAACUACUGUUACAGGUGUUAGCAACCUCCAGGUAAACUAUUCCCUAAAAGGUAUUGUGGAAAAGUAUAAUAAGAUUAAGGUAACCACAAAAAUGCCUACGUGUAAAGUGCAUGGCGGUCAGCCUCUCAAUAUUUUUUGCCAGACAGACACUCAGUUGAUAUGUGGUAUUUGUGCAACUCGUGGAGAUCAUGUAAAGCAUGUGUUCUGUUCCAUUGAAGAUGCUUACUUUCAGGAAAAACUUGCUUUUGAGACCUUGUUCCGGGGCUUUGAAACAUGGCGUUGUGGAGAUGCACUUUCUCGACUAGAUACACUGGAAAACAGCAAGCGGAAAGCCCUUCAAAUGCUGACAAAGGACUAUGACAAAGUAAAAGAUUUUUUUGAAAAAUUGCAACAUACAUUGGAACAAAAAAGAAAUGAGAUACUUUCAGAUUUUGAGACAAUGAAGCUUGCAGUUAUGCAAGCAUACGACCCAGAAAUCAAUAAACUGAACACUAUCAUACGAGAGCAACGAACAGCUUUUAAUAUUGCAGAAGCUUUUAAGGAUGUAUCUGAACCCAUUGUAUUUUUGCAACAGAUGCAAGAAUUUCGAGAGAAAAUCAAAGUGAUCAAGGAAACUAGAUUACCUUGUCUUACAAUAGACAUCAACUCAACAAUUAAAGGCUUUGAUACUAGCCAGUGGGAAAAUUUUAAGUUAGCAGAUGUGGAUAAACUUUCUUUACCUCAAGAAAAAGGAACUUUUAAUCAUGUAGUUUCUGUGUUCUUUUCACCAAAAUUUAUUGUGAUUACUUUACUUUGCCUGCUUAUCCUUGGUAUGAUGCAAAUAUACUCUCUGGAUUUUGUAGCUAAUCGUCUCCAGGACUGGGAAGUUAUUGUUUCUACAUUUAGUUCAGGGUAUCUGGCAGACACAGCAGAGAUGGCCGAUCAUGCUGUGUUUUACUGGGAGAAAAUGACUGACAGUGCUGUAGUGCUAAGUGAAAGAUGUGUAAACUACACCCUUGUAAUUUUGGAUAAUGUUGCUCAAUUUGUGUGCAAAUACAAACUUUUGUAAUUGUAAUCGGUACAAGAAUUAUGUUAAAUUGAUUGCUUUAAAGUAGGGGUUGGUGAACAUGUGGCCUUCUGUGGAAGCAUUCUCAUCAAGGUUGUUAAAGCUGUCAUCUUUUUUUCGGUGCAGAGCAAACUCCUGGCACAGUGACAGCUGCUUCUGAUGAGGGAGUGGCAACUGCUCAUUCUGCCUUUUUUCCUUAGAGUCAGAGCAUAACUUCAGAGGCUUUCUUCCGCCAAUCCUAAGUGGCCAUUAGGUAACUGGUGCCCUAUCUUAAUUCUGUCAACAAUCUGUAAACUUGUUAAGGUUAAUAAAAGGGAGUUCUCAGGGUGUCACCCUGGGGCUCUGCUGGACAUCUUCCUGUUGACUCCUCAUUAACUUCUCUCUAAAGUUAAUUGCUUUCUUUGUUUGGUGAUCACCUAACCAUUAGCCUUUUUGUUUCCCAAUCACUACAGCCUUCCAUGUGUUGCUGGAAUGUAUUUCCAUUAGCUGCACUGCCUGGACUGAUAGGGUUCCAUUACCAAACAUCUGGAGGGCCACAGAUUCUUC
Pogona vitticeps (central bearded dragon) is the source of this 2576-nucleotide messenger RNA. RefSeq names its product tripartite motif containing 13 (gene TRIM13). The record is from RefSeq and is a predicted model, not a curated record. Gene Ontology annotation, molecular function: zinc ion binding. NCBI's taxonomy places the organism in Eukaryota, Metazoa, Chordata, Lepidosauria, Squamata, Agamidae.